CUCAAAACCUAGAGAGAGAGAGAGAAAAGAGAACGCUAGCACGUUCCCUGUGGCCGAUCCAGUCACGUGCGUGUGGAUACCGGUAGAGCUCGGGAUUGUUUUCUCGGACUGUCUGACAUCCUUGCUUAAGAUUGCUAUAAGACAAAGAGUUCCAACGGUUCACGCUGGUGGUUCAAGUUUUAAGCCUGGGGUAUGAAGGGUUGUCUUCAUGAUGGAGUUAAUUUUGAAGAAGCUGGGAUACACUUGGAGGGCAAUGACGUAGUUUGGCCAUCAUGGAGAAUUAAAAGUGUUUCUGGACAUCAAUUAACACGUCCUCUGACUGGUGCAUUAGUGCAAGACCACUUAAUUGCAACGUCUCAGACAAUUCAUGAGCAGGAGCACCCAUAAACUUCAAUUCCUCUACAACCAUUUGAAAUGUUGAAGAGUCCUUUAGAAAAUGGAUCUCUCGGUUGGAUCCACAUCAAUCCUCAUGAAGAAGUCAACACAUUCUAUAAAUAGUUUGAUGGUUGUAAUAUCUCAUCUGAGGUGAAGAUCAUGUACCCAGUUUUGUCACUUGGGUUGGCUAUCGUAUCUCAGGUGAAGAACUUGGAGAGCAUUAGUACUAGUGCAGCUACAACAUCUCUAGACUCUUCCACCAACUCUUUGAGUGUUGCUAUUGGAAACGAAUCUGGCCAAGUUCCCUAUUACAUGAUUGGAAGCAGCUCUGGCUAAGAGAAAACAAGAUUGCAAUUGAUCACUGAACCCAACACUAAAGUUUCCCUUUUCCCAAGUGGUGCUGGGUAUCAAUGCACAACUCUCUCUUCGUUUGUCAGUUCCCCAGUAUGCAUCUGGCAGGACAUGGCGUCAGGAUCCCAAUGGGUUAUGGGGUUUGAAAGUCGCCAGGUUGCUAUACUUGAUAUUGGUUCACCCUCGGUUUUAUUUCUAAUGUACAGUCCCUCUAGCUCAAGAUCUAUGGUCUUUUCUGCUAAGGCAUCUUUGGGUGUUCAUCAAAAUACUGUAAAAUCAGAAGGUGGAAUCUCAUAUGAAACUAAGGAAGAACUUGCUUUGUGCUUACCCAUAGAUGGACACAUUAUUUUAAUGACUACAAGCAUUGGCAGUUUGAUCCAUUCGCAACCAGUGCAUCCAGAAAAUGAUGUUGAAAGAAAAGAUCAAACAGCACCAUCUGAUCAUGAGGAACAAAACACUUACAAAGAUCCCAACAAUCAGAGUGUUCUCCAGGCAAGCAAGCUCAUGGUUCCAGCAUCAGUUAGGUACUGGAAAGGAAGAGAUGCCAGGAUGAAGAUGAAUUUGAAGAUCUAGGUUGUUUCCUAUCACCCACCUUGAGGACAUGGUGGUUGUUCAAGGGGGGAGAUAUGAUAGGGACAUGGAC
Molecule: messenger RNA, 1369 nt
Organism: Cuscuta europaea
Lineage: Eukaryota; Viridiplantae; Streptophyta; Magnoliopsida; Solanales; Convolvulaceae
Source: the annotation of a GenBank genome assembly